ACGCUUGGUACUUAGUUUUCGGUUGAGGUUGCCUGAGAAUAUGGCGGACCCGGUGAAGGUUGGUCCAUGGGGUGCAGCGGGACAAGGACGCGACAUCAACGUCGGCAGCAGGCCCCAACGCCUCAACACCAUCACCAUUGGCUGGGAACCGUCAUGGGGUUAUGGGAAUGGUCGUAUCAUUGGCAUCUCCUUCGUCUACGUCGACCAGAAUGACAAGGAAAUCACGGUCGGUCCCUGGGGCAAGAUCGACCGGGAACACUCCCGGGCAAUCCAGAUAGACCAAGACGAGAAGCUGUAUGUCGUGAGUGGCACCUUCAACGACGCCGGCGUCACCUCGCUCAUGCUGAAAACCAACAAGACAGAGCACGGGCCCUUCGGCCAUGCGGCAGGGUCCGCCUUCAGCGUGCCCCUGAAGCAGGCCCAGGACGAUGGCGAGGUGGUUGGUGAGGUGGUGGCCUUCUUCUGCCGCUCCAACGACACCCUCCAGGCGCUGGGCGUCUACGUGCUGGGGGAGAAUGGUUUGCCGGUCAUGAUCGGUCCGUGGGGCGGCAUUGUUAACCAACGCAUCUCCACGCCGGUCCAGCUUAAGAGCGUCACUGUCUACAGCACUCAGCGCAUCGAUGGUUUCUCCUUCACCUACGUCGACCAGAAUGGCGACGACAUCCCCGUCGGCACCUGGGGCACCACCAAUGGACAGAAGAAUACGUUUUCCCUGAACGAAGGCGAGUAUGUCAAGGACAUGACUGGCACAUUUGACCUCGACGGCGUGACCUCGCUCAAGUUCACCACCAACCGGGAGCAUGUGCAUGGCCUGUACGGGCGCCUCUCGGGGACUGACUUCCGCGUGCCACUGCCGGACAACGCCGUGGUCGGCAACGACGGCAACCACAACGGCGGCGUGCUCGGCUUCUUCGGCGGUUCCGGGGGGAACAGCCUCCCUAAUUACUUGGCCGUGCAAGGGGACGUGGCUGCGGAAUUAGUGGUUUCUCAUGGAUGA
Molecule: messenger RNA, 997 nt
Organism: Triticum aestivum (bread wheat)
Lineage: Eukaryota; Viridiplantae; Streptophyta; Magnoliopsida; Poales; Poaceae
Product: mannose/glucose-specific lectin-like
Exons: 4
Coding region: 41-997 (318 amino acids)
Molecular function (GO): carbohydrate binding
Source: RefSeq, a predicted model, not a curated record